CCCGUUCUGUUCUUCACUAAUUCUUCAAAAUAAGAACACCCAUAAGAACAGAACACCCAGAAAUUCUUCCAUUAAUCCUUCACCAAAAAACCCACAAGCGGAAUCACAAUCUUAUCCAUUUUCAGCCCCAAAUUUCAGGUUGAUUCUUGUUGUUCUUCUGUUGGAUAUUGAAAAACAAUUUUGUUGUUAGGUUUUAGACAAAAACAUUGUUGAAUCUUUGUCGUGUCUGCUAGAAGAGCUGAUGCUAAGUGUAUAGCAUGGAUUCUCACCAGCUGUUUGGAUUUGGGGUUAAUAGUGCAGAAUUUUCAUAUACAUCUUCUUAUUCCUCUGUUCCAUCUUUACCUAAUAGUUUGCUUGGACCUGUGAAUUUCAACUUAAGAAAUUCCCCUGUGUCUUCAUCGCUAUUUUCGUCGCAAUUCGAAUCGGAUUCCUUUACGACGACGACUGUAAGUGAUAACCAGGAUCAAAGGAAUUCCCCGGAUGAUCUCUCGGGACUUAGCCCUUCGUGUAAUUCAUCGUUCGAAACGAGUAGCUUUAAUCGAAUAGCUUCGUCGUAUUUGGGAACAAAUGCAUUUGUUUAUGAGGGUUGUUCUACUGAGAAUAUAAGCUAUGCUUUGAAACAAUUGGAGAGUGCUUUGAUGGAACCUGAUAAUGAGGAAGUUGUGAACAAGCCUGAUGAGAGUAGCAGGCCACAGAUGAUGGGGCAGAGACCGUACUCGUGGAGCCAAGAUCGAUGUGGUGGGUCGUCGUAUGUUGUUCAGUCUCAGAUGUCGCCGGUGUCGAGAAGCCAGCGUUCUGAAGAAGUUCGAUUGGGGAAACGCCAGAAAUCGAUGGAUGAACCAAUAUUGCAGCAGGAUGGAUUGCCAUCGGAUAAUCUUAAGGAGUUGCUGAUUGCUUGUGCAAAAGCUUUAGCUGAGUACAGGAUGGAGGAUUUCGACAAAUUGGUUACUGCAGCACGAGGUGCUGUGUCUAUCGGCGGUGAACCGAUCCAACGUCUCGGUGCUUACAUGGUUGAAGGACUGGUGGCGAGGAAAGAGGACUCGGGGGCGAAUAUAUACCAUGCUCUAAACUGUAGAGAGCCUGCAAGUGAUGAUUUGCUUUCUUAUAUGCAUAUGCUAUAUGAAAUCUGCCCCUACUUGAAGUUCGGUUACAUGGCAGCAAACGGGGCGAUCGCCGAAGCCUGUCGAAACGAAGAUCGCAUUCACAUUAUAGACUUCCAGAUUAGUCAAGGGACACAAUGGUUAACUCUUCUUCAGGCACUUGCAGCUAGACCGAGUGGAGCUCCACAUGUGAGGAUAACUGGUAUCGACGACCCUGUUUCUAAAUAUGCUCGUGGUGAUGGGUUGGAGGUCGUAGAGAGUAGGUUGGCCGAGAUCUCGAGAAAGUAUGGAAUACAGGUAGAGUUUCAUGGAGUACCUGUUUUCGCUCCAAACAUCACGCGUGAUAUGCUCGACAUCAGACCGGGGGAGGCUCUAGCUGUAAACUUCCCGUUGCAGCUUCAUCAUACCCCAGACGAAAGCGUGGACGUGAACAAUCCACGGGACGGGCUGCUAAGGCUGGUGAAGUCAUUAUCCCCAAAGGUUGUAACUUUGGUAGAGCAAGAAUCAAACACCAACACAACCCCUUUCUUCAACAGGUUUGUUGAAACAUUAGAUUACUACUUAGCAAUCUUUGAGUCCAUUGAUGUCACUCUACCAAGAGACAACAAGAAGCGUAUCAACGUCGAGCAACAUUGUUUAGCAAAAGAUAUCGUUAACGUCAUUGCUUGCGAGGGGAGGGAACGAGAAGAGCGACACGAGCUCUUCGGUAAGUGGAAAUCAAGGUUGACAAUGGCAGGGUUUCGCCAGUUCCCGUUGAGCUCUUAUGUCAACUCCGUCAUUAGAAGUCUUCUCAGGUGUUAUUCGGAGCAUUACACGCUUGUCGAAAAGGAUGGAGCGAUGCUGCUGGGAUGGAAAAACAGGAACCUGAUAUCGGCCUCGGCAUGGAAUUGAGAGCACGAGAAUGCAGCUAAACAAAGACCGAGCUCGUGACGACGGGGUAUGGCUUGCUAUUAUACUGACUUUGACAUUCAAUUGAUAUCUGCUUACUGUUUAUGGAUUAUAAGUGUUUAGUUAAAAGUUCUAUUUUGCAUUCAUUUUUUUCUCUGGAGAUUCAAUGCUGAAAACUGUAAGAGAAAUAGUUCUAUUUGGAGAUAAAUAUACCGGACCCGAAAUUUUCUACUUGA
Cucurbita pepo subsp. pepo (vegetable marrow) is the source of this 2224-nucleotide messenger RNA. Its product is annotated as scarecrow-like protein 21. Lineage: Eukaryota; Viridiplantae; Streptophyta; Magnoliopsida; Cucurbitales; Cucurbitaceae. The record is from RefSeq and is a predicted model, not a curated record.